Molecule: messenger RNA, 5626 nt
Organism: Corythoichthys intestinalis (scribbled pipefish)
Lineage: Eukaryota; Metazoa; Chordata; Actinopteri; Syngnathiformes; Syngnathidae
Product: dapper homolog 3-like
Exons: 4
Coding region: 320-2296 (658 amino acids)
Biological process (GO): negative regulation of canonical Wnt signaling pathway
Cellular component (GO): cytoplasm
Source: RefSeq, a predicted model, not a curated record
GAGGAGAUGGGUGAGGUCGCAGAGUCUGGAAUGAAUCAAGGGGGAUGGGACGGCCGUGGCUCGCGGACACCCCCAUCCGCCUCUCGCGCUCCAAUCCCGGCCCAGAUGGGACCGUGCGUGGACUGUGGCGGAGAGAAGGCGGGGCUCCGUGGCAGCGUUUGACAGCUGCAAAAAUAGAAAAUGUAUCGCGCAUAGAAGAUGAGGGAAAGCAUGUUGCUCCCAGCGCUCACUCAGAGAAUGGGGCGCGCGUCUGAGUGAAACCUUUUAAGUGGCGUAUUUAUUUAUUUGUUCUUACUGUUCUCUAGAAGCAAUUUGGACUAUGCAGCGCGCCUUCUCCUAUCCGGUGACGGUCGAGCGCAGCCGGACCAAGGAGCGUCUGGAGGCAAGUCUGGCCGGCUUGUGCGAGCUGGAGCUCCGCAAGCAGCGUCAGGAGGGCCUGGUCCUCGGGGCGCUGGCUCUGGGCGACCCGCGGCCCCAGCUAGAGGCCCCCGCUGCAGGGGACGUGUCCUGGUUCAGCUGCUGGGGCCAGGAUAACCUGACACUAAGGCGCCAGCUGAGUGCUCUUCAGACUUCGCCCUGGGGUCUCGUGCAAGCCCUUGAGCAACAGGUGGGAGAACUGCGCAUCAACACAGACCACCACGACACCGCUCAAGGAGACACAGGUGACAGCCGGCCUAGUUCAGGUUUCUACGAGUCAAGUGAAGGUCAAUCGCCUAAAGGGAGAACUUGUUCAACGGAGCCCACAGAGAUGGUCUCUUCCUGGCCUUACACCAACGACAGACCCAAGUCUGUGGGAGACACUCUUUUGUUGAACGGAGAAUCAGAUAUGUCAGCCCCUCAAAGUGGCCUGCUGCGCUCAUUUUCUGCUCCUCACCCACCAUUGGAGGGUAUCGCCGAGGAAGUGACACCAAUGGAAUCAUGGAUGCUAGAGUCCUGCCAGGUCAAGCAGCCCUCGGAGCAGCAACAGCAGCCUCCAGGGGAUCAAGUGACAGAGGAGGACUUCCAGCAAGCCACGAGGGUGGAGGGUUACAUACUUCAUCUUGUCCAGCGUCAUACCCUUUCACCAAGGCCAUGUCAGCCUCGUACAACUCUAAGCCCUGAUCCGUCAUACAGCUUUACCCCUGCACAUCCCUCCCUACAUAGGAAAAGCCCUUCUCUUUCCACAGAGCAAGGACAUCCAGGCCCUCAAAUUGACCUUUCAUCCAACCCCAAGAGCCCGAGUUGGGGUUGUGACCUUCCAGAGGGUGAGGCCUGUGGAGGAGAGGCCCCAUCUUUGGAAGAAGAGCGUUAUUUAAUGUUGCCCUACCCCCAGUGUAGGCCACACUCCCUGACUGGGACGUUGCCAUCACCUCUGCCCUUCUUGGACCCCAACUGCGGUGGUGGGACGCUUAACCUUUGCUGUGAACCCUCAACCCCCCAGCAUUGUCCUCAGCCCCCAAUUAAUCAGAAGCACAAUCUAGUAAGUGCUCAGUACAUCCCCGGGCAGGCCUGCCAUGCUCCCUUACGCUCACCAAAACACUUUAACCCAGCGCAGUCCAAAACCCAUCAGUCCUCUCCUGACCACCACAACGCCAAGCCCAAAAAUUCUAGGAAGGGCCACAAUGAAAAACAGAGGUCUAAAAAGUCGAGCAGUAAAACAGGUCGAUCACAGUCAGAGAACAGCCUACUCGGGCAGCGGGUGUUGCCAGAACGAAGGUACAGCACUACCGAGCGGCAUCAAGGCAGAGGGGAUCAGGCCCAAGGCCAAGUUGCCAAGGUUCAUGUAGGAAACAAUGGCGACAGAGCAAACCGACGAUGGUGUUCCAACUUAGAGCUCAGCCAAGAUGAAGGCGAAAACCACAUGGAGCAAGGUCAUAGGAGGCCACCUCGAAAAGCUCGCCCUGGUCACAGCGGUCACCACCAGCAGCAUCAUCAUCAUCAUAAUCAUCACCCGCAUCAGCAGCAUGCCCAGCGCUGGCACUCAGACUACCAGCAGCGUGCCCCACUUUGCCAAGGAGAGGACGCCUACGUGGGCGCUGCCCCCGCCGAGUCCUCGUCCAGCAUGAGCGAAGUGUACUCGCCAGCCUCCAGUUCACUUUCCAGUGACUCGGACGAGAGCGGGGGGCUGGUAUGGCCCCAGCAACUGCCACCUCGACUCGCGACCACAUCCUCUUCUUCCUCGCCCACAGCGCAGGCCGCCAGCACCAACCCUCCCGCGCAGCCGAAAGCCUUUGUCAAGAUUAAAGCGUCCCACGCCCUCAAAAAGAAGAUCCUAAGAUUUCGCUCAGGAUCCCUCAAAGUCAUGACCACCGUGUGAAUUGGUUUCAAAACCAAAGCAUCACAGUUUUUCUCGCCUCCUUGCUUUACCCUAAUUAAAGGCUGACGUUUCAUGGUUGCUUCCGACAAGCAUCCACAUCAAAAGUCAUGGCCUCUAUUUUCCUCUAAGUGACGUUAAUGGACGUGAUGCCAAAUUACACAAUGUUGACAAAGCCCGCAUUGUUGCUAUGGAGCUGAUGUCCAAAGGAAUUAUUAUUAAUGGCGCAUCCAUUCAUGCUUCAUGAAUUCCCCCUGUGUAUAGCCUGUGGCCUGUAAAAGUAAUAUUGUGACAACAAUUAAAAAACUGCGGAAAAAUCUUGGGCCACCCUUAGUUGUGUUGCUUUAAGUAAAAGCCAUAGAUCCAAAAUUACAAAAAUCUGUUUCUAUAAAAAUAAAAAAUGGUAACAACAGGUAGUGCAUAUAACAAUGCAUAAGCCAUAAAACUUUUUUUGAUGAUCUCAAUAAAGCUGCAGAUACCGUGAUUAAAUAUUUUACCUGUUGGGAUCAGCCCAUCUAUCAUCCUCCAUGAGCCAUGAAUUAGCUUGUCAACAGAUAAUCAACAGAAUCAACAGAUAAGCUGAAAUGCAAAUAGACGUAACAAUUUUGUAAUUAUUAUACGCAAUGGUCAUUAUACAGUGGGGCAAAUACGUAAAUAUUUAGUCAACCACUAACUGUGCAAGUUCCCCCACUUGAAAAUAUUAGAGAGGCCUGUAAUUGUCGACAUGGGUAAACCUCAACCAUGAGAGACAGAAUGUGAAAAAAAACAGAAAAUCACAUUGUUUAAUUUUUAAAGAUUUUUUUUUCAAAUCAUGGUGAAAAAUAAGUAUUUGGCCAAAACCAAAAGUUUAUCUCAAUACUUUGUUAUGUACCCUUUGUUGGCAAUAACGGAGGCCAAACGUUUUCUGUAACUCUUCACGAGCUUUUCACACACUGUUGCUGGUAUUUUGGCCCGUUCCUCCAUGCAGAUCUCCUUUAGAGCAGUGAUGUUUUGGGACUGUCAUUGGGCAACACAGACUUUCAACUCCCUCCACAGAUUUUCUAUGGGGUUGAGAUCUGGAGACUGACUAGGCCACUCCAAGACUUUGAAAUGCUUCUUACGAAGCCACUCCUUUGUUGCCCUGGCUGUGUGUUUGGGAUCAUUGUCAUGCUGAAUGACCCAGCCACGUCUCAUCUUCAAUGCCCUUGCAGAUGGAAGGAGAUUUUUUUUACUCAAAAUCUUUCCAUACAUGGCCCCAUUCAUUCUUUCCUUCACACAGAUCAGUCGUCCUUGUCCCUUUGCAGAAAAACAGCCCCAAAGCAUGAUGUUUCCACCCCCAUGCUUCACAGUGGGAAUGGUGUUCUUCGGAUGUAAUUCAGUAUUCUUUCUCCUCCAAACACGAGAACCUGUGUUUCUACCAAAAAGUUCUUUUUUGGUUUCAUCUGACCAUAACACAUUCUCCCAGUCCUCUUCUGGAUCAUCCAAAUACUCUCUAGCGAACCGCAGACGGGCCUGGACGUGUACUUUCUUCAGCAGGGGGACACGUCUGGCAGUGCAGGAUUUGAGUCCCUGGCGGCGCAUUGUGUUACUGAUAGUAGCCUUUGUUACUGUGGUCGCUCUCUGUAGGUCAUUCACUAGGUUCCCCUGUGGGGUUCUGGGAUUUUUGCUCACUGUUCUUGGUAUCAUAUUGACACCACGGGUUGAGAUCUUGCAUGGAGCCCCAGAUCGUUUUACCUAUUGCAGAUUCAGUCUUCCCAGCCUGGUGCUGGUCUACAAUUUUGUCUCUGGUGUCCUUCGACAGCUCUUUGGUCUUGGCCAUAGUGGAGUUCGGAGUGUGACUGACUGAGGUUGUAGACAGGUGUCUUUUAUAUCGAUAAUGAGUUAAAACAGGUGCAGUUAAUACAGGUAACGAGUGGAGCCUCGUUAGACCUCGUUAGAAGAAGUUAGACCUCUGACAGCCAGAAAUCUUGCUUGUUUGUAGGUGACCAAAUACUUAUUUUCCACUCUAAUUUGGAAAUAAAUUCUUUGAAAAUCAAACAAUGUGAUUUUCAGGGGGGGUUUUUUCCACAUUCUGUCUCACAUGGUUGAGGUUUACCCAUUUUAACAAUUACAGGGCUCUCUAAUCUUUUCAUGUAGGGGAAUUUGCACAAUUGGUGGUUGACUAAAUACUUAUUUGCCCCACUGUAGAUCCAAUGGAACAAAAACUGUAAAGGAUGGCCUGAGUCUUUUUGCACAGUACUGUAUAAAAUGACUUGCAAACAAUUGUCUCUUAAAGUCAUACAUAAGUUUAAUCUUGACAAUGACUUCAGUAAAAGCCUGAAAAUAUGCUCUGUUUUGACUUAAAAUUCAAAAUAGGAGAUUUAUUAUGACACAAACUAGAGCUCAAAUGAAAUAAUAACUACAAUUUUUGGGUGUUUGCAUUUUGUUCACCUCAUAAAUUAUGGUCAGGGCAGGAAAGUUUAAGCAGUCUGUCUUUAUUGGGAAUGUUCUCAUGAUAAUUUAGUAGACUUUCAAUACAAAAUGUAAUAAUAGUAAUCAUGGGAGGGGGGUGAGUGGUGAGCACAUCUGCCUUGCAGUUAUGAGGUAAUGGUUUGAAACCAGUCCCUGGCCUUCCUGUUUUGAGUUUGCACCUUGUGCUUGAGGGGAUUUUUUCCGUAUCCUCUGGCUUUUUUCUCACAUUUAAAAAAUAAAUAAAUAAAUAAACAAGCAAACGUGCACAGGAGCCUGAGUGAAUAUGUAAAGUUGUCCCUAUUUGCCUUGGACGUAAAUAUACUAAAUGUUCAUUUGUGCCCUGUGACUGGCUGGCAACCAGUCCAGGUUUGUACACAGCCUCUUGCCCAAAGUCAAUCGGGAUAUGCCUCUGUGCACUAAAAAGAUACGCGAUACAGUAAAAAGUGUUUUUUUUUUUUUCUUUUUUUUUUUAAUAAGUAUAAUUUCACUGUUAAGUUGUACAAGAAGUCUGACACUCAUGAUAAAACAAAAUGAUGCUAUACGUUUCUAAGAUACUAACAUGCUUCUUGCCAGAUUAUUAAGAAUUCACACACAAAAAUUUCCCGUUUGUUGCACUAUGACAUUGAUGACUGUCUCAAUUUUUUAUCAGGUGCUGUUGGACCAGCUAGUUAUCAUAGCAAGUCAUUUAAAAGGCACGGAUGCAGCAAUUGAAACACAGGGAUACACACAAUAUUACACAUUUGUAAAUAUGUAACGGAGUGUAUAUCCAUGAUGUGGCCUUUUAUGGAAUGAAUGUAAUUUUUAAUAAAAUGCAAACCUUUUGGUCGUUGCUACAGUAUAUUGACAUUUGGCUAGUCUUUAUGUCAUGUUUGUUGCGUUUAUGUUAUGUAUGUUAAUACCGGU